Molecule: messenger RNA, 328 nt
Organism: Staurois parvus
Lineage: Eukaryota; Metazoa; Chordata; Amphibia; Anura; Ranidae
Source: the annotation of a GenBank genome assembly
GAACAGCAGGCACCGAGUCGUCUGGCAAGACAGUGGGCUCCGAGUCAACAGGCAACGACAGUGGGCACGGGUCAUCAGGUAUCGGAUUGUCUGGCUCGACAGCGGGCAUCGGGUCACAGGUAUGACAGCGGGCACUGGGUCACCAGGCAUCAGGUCAUUUGGGUCUUGCCAGCGGGCACCGCGUCAUCUGGCAAGGCAGUGGGCACCGGGUCACCAGGUACCGGAUCAUCUGGAUCAACAGCGGGCAUCGAGUCAACUGGCCUAAUAGGAUCGUCGGGCUGGAUCAGUUCAUCAUGCUGAGUAGCGGCAUCAGGCUGAAUGCAGGUAU